Pseudomyrmex gracilis is the source of this 3270-nucleotide messenger RNA. RefSeq names its product probable ATP-dependent RNA helicase DHX35. Gene Ontology annotation, cellular component: catalytic step 2 spliceosome; intracellular anatomical structure. The transcript has 12 exons. The record is from RefSeq and is a predicted model, not a curated record. Bases 182 to 2239 code for a protein of 685 amino acids. Gene Ontology annotation, molecular function: ATP binding; RNA binding. NCBI's taxonomy places the organism in Eukaryota, Metazoa, Arthropoda, Insecta, Hymenoptera, Formicidae.
AAACUGUAUACAUACGUACUUGUUUGUAUAACGUCACAUCAUACGUUGCAUUUCUCUGCGCAAUAUUUUAGCAUGAAAGUCUAUUUAUAUAUAGUAUUGAACAUUCGUUCAUUUUGUAUUUUUCUAAUUACAUAAUAUAUCAACUUUCUCGUGUUAAUGCUGUUUUAACGCUCUUCCAAAAAUGUUUCGUCCAGUUUUCUCCAGACCAGGAGAUAGCAUGUGGCAGGAAGAUAAGCCUGAUAUUGACGCCCACUCAUCAACACAAUUUGUUUACAAUGCACACCAUUCUCUUGCACUUGAUAUGCAACGUCAACAUUUGCCCAUAUUUAAAAACAAAAAUCACAUUAUCUACUUGUUGGAAAAAUAUCAGACUUUAGUUCUGGUAGGUGAAACAGGCUGUGGCAAAAGCACACAAGUACCUCAGUAUCUACUUGAGGCAGGAUGGUGCGCAGACGGGAAAAAGAUCGGCAUCACGGAGCCCAGAAGGGUCGCGGCUACCUCCUUGGCGGCUCGUGUGGCCGACGAACGCAAUUGUGUUCUAGGUACCACAGUCGGCUACUCCAUACGCUUCGAUGAUUACACUGAUGAAACAACCAAGAUUAAGUACAUGACCGAAGGUAUUCUUCUACGAGAAUUAAUGAGCGAUCCGUUGUUAACGAGCUACUCGGUUAUUAUAUUGGACGAGGUGCACGAGAGAACGCUUCAGACUGACAUCAUAAUGGGACUGUUGAAAAAAAUAAUUAGGAAACGAAAGAGUCUGAGAAUUGUCGUUUCAUCGGCGACGGUCGACGCGGAGGAGCUACGAGACUUCUUUAACGUUAAUGCAACAAAAGACUCGGACAAAGAUAGCGCCGUUAUCAUGAGCGUUGAAGGGCGAUUAUAUCCAGUAGAAGUAUUUUUUCUGAAAGAACCUGUGGCAAAUUACGUUAACGGUGUGGUAGAUACCGUUCUAAAAAUACACGAAACGGAAGAACCGGGCGAUAUCUUGGCGUUCCUCACGGGACUCGACGAAGUCGAUCAAGCUGUUUCUCUUUUAUUGGAACACGCGAAACUGAUCAAAGACGGCAAACAAAAAUUACUUCCGUUGCCGAUGUACGGAUCGCUUCCAAACUCGGAGCAGUUAAAGGUCUUUUGGAGAGCCGCCAAAGACACUCGUAAAGUUAUCGUAGCGACCAACAUCGCCGAAACGUCUAUUACCAUUCCAAAUGUAGUUUACGUUAUUGAUAGCGGUUUCGUCAAGAUACCUUGGUUCGACACUGAAACACAGACAGAUAAUCUCGUUAUCGUGCCCGUAUCGAAAGCUUCAGCCGAUCAACGAGCCGGUCGCGCAGGUCGCGUCCGCACAGGAAAAGCUUACAGAUUGUACACGGAGGAGGCUUACACCGAAUUAUUCAAGGCUACACCACCGGAAAUGCAACGAUCAGAUUUGGCGCCGGCCAUAUUGCAAUUGAAAGCGCUGGGCAUCGAUAAUGUUGUGCGAUUUAAUUUUCCGUCCGCGCCGCACAGCAAGAAUUUGAUCGCGGGCUUCGAAUUGCUCUACGCGUUGGGCGCGAUCGACGGCAAUGGGGAGUUGACAACACCGUUGGGACUGACGAUGGCUGAGAUACCUUUGGAACCGGUGUUAGCAAAAUCUUUAAUCGCUUCUGGUGAGAUAGGUUGUUCCGAAGAAAUUACAACGAUACUUGCUAUGCUGCAAGUUCAAAAUGUUUUUAUACAACCCGGUGGAGGGCAGGCGGCUCUAAAAGCGAGAAUAGCGCAUCGAAAAUUCGAGGUAGAAGAGGGUGAUCUUCUCACCUUGCUUAACGUUUAUACGGCUUUUGAUCAGAAUAAAACUCCCGCCUGGUGUCAGAAAUAUUUCCUCAAUCACAAAGCUCUGCGGAGAGCUACCGAGAUUCGCGUGCAGAUGCACAAAAUGCUGAAACGUCUAAACAUUCCGUUAACAACUUGCAAUGGAAAUGUCCAACAAAUUCUUAAGUGUUUAGUGGCUGGUCUCUUCCCUAAAGCAGCGUAUUUACAUUACACAGGCGUGUACAGAACGGUACGAGGUACCAAAGACAAAGACUUGUAUAUUCAUCCAAAUAGUUGCUUGUAUACUUUGCAGCAACCGCAAUGGUUGCUGUUUUGCGAAGUUGUGCAAACAAAUAAAGCUUACAUGAAGGAUCUGACUGUUAUACAACCAGAAUUGUUGUUGGAAGCAGCGCCACAUUUUUAUGAAAGAACAUCCAUUGAAGUUGUUUAAAACAUUUGCAUAGAUAAUAUAUAAAAUAUUACAACUCUCUUAUAAAUACAUAUAUAUUUAUUUUUUAAGUCUUUACCUUCAAAUUCGCAAUAGGAUGUAACAUCUAUGUAAUUGUAUUUUAUCUUUUUUCAACUUUUAUUUAUUUUAUAUAAUUUAUAACAAUUCGUACUCGACCAAUUGCUAUUGAUCAGUUUCAAGUGUUGCAAGUGCAACUCGCAACAACCGACUGUUGCAGAUCCGACCUAACAAUUUUAGCGCCUCUGUUGUUAAUAGGUCUGUUCUUUUUCCAUACUUUAGCUGCACUAGUUCACAGUCUAUCUUUUUUUAUCUAUAUUAAAAGGAAAGAUAGACUGUAAACUAGUGCAACCAAAGUAUGGAAAAAGAACAGACUUAAUAUUACAAAGUUCAUUGGAAUUGUCAUAUUCCUUGCAUGUUCUUUUUGUUACAGAUUAAGUUAGCUCGCAAGUUUGAUUGAUUUUUUUAAGCAGAGAGAAGCCUGUGAGCGGCCGACUCACUAUUUACUCACUAUGAAUAAUUUUUCCACGUUUAAUCACGUUGUGAAAAUUGCAAUGUCAUGUUCUUCGUGCGCGAUUACUGGGGAUCAAUUGUGUACUUAUCAUGCAAUGUAAGUGAAAAUUACAAAAGCGAAUUUACUAAAAUAUCUAUGAUUUCAUUUUAGUCAACAAACUAGCAAAUUUUCUUACUUUUGUAAUUUUCACUACUUUGCAUAGAUACACGAUCGCUUCCCUAAUGCAAAUGUAAGGAAUAUAUUAUUAUAAUCGUCGCUGAAUAUUUUACGGGCAUCUGAAUAUUUAACGCGUCUUUGCGCUUUGUCAAUUGUACUUGCAAAACAUAACACGAGAGUGCUGUCAAAAAAAAAAAACAUCUUUUCUUAAGAAUACUUCGUAGUUGAUUUUCGCUCUUGAGAAGAACAACACGAAAAGUGACAUCAAGAAGGAAAAAGAUUAUCCGUACACACACACACACACACACGUAAUGUCGGAUACCUCAAGGUUAGGGACCUCACCGUG